UCCCCGUGCGGCCGGUGUGAGUCGUCUGCUUGAAAUUGUUUCGGUUUUGCGGCUAGCUUUAAUGUAGAGAAAUUGAAGUUAAAGCUUAAAGUUAAUGUUUAGAUACUUUUCAACCGACAUUUUUGAAUCAAGAUGAUGCAACAGUUGUUGAAUUCCUUUUCAAGACUAUGUGUCACUAAUAAUUGCCUUACGUUUUCACAAUGUAUGUCGGUUAAAUUUCCAACACUCAGCCUAACAAUCAACACACAACCCCAACUCCAGCAGAUACGUUGCAUAAAUAAACUUGGGUAUUUGACAGAAACUGGAUGGAGAAACAUCGGUAACAAAUGGUUAGUGAAAUUCCCUGAGGAGUACACUGUAAAGAAACUACCACUCAUGAAGUUGGCAGGAAGAGAUCCUACUACAGGUAAAAAAGUGUAUGGUGGUCUUGGAGGUGGACACAAGAAAAAGUACCGAUGGGUUGAUAAUGUUCGUUCUGGACCAAAGGAAGGGCCUCCAUCGGUUGAAAAAAUCUUGAGACUGCAAUAUGACCCAUGUCGAAGUUCAAAAAUUGCAUUGGUAGCAGCUGGAGACAGAGUAAGGUACAUUUUAGCAUCCUCAACUAUGAAAGUUGGAGAUUUAAUAUCAACAUCUGGGCACAUCCCCAGAAAUGCAAUUCGACCAAAAGAAGGAGAUGCUCAUCCAUUAGGAGCACUGCCAGUAGGCACUGAAGUUUGCUGUGUGGAAAAGUUUGUCGGAGAGGGAGCUUCAAUUGCUGUAGUUGCCGGUUCCCGUGCUCUUCUUGUCCGUAAGGUUGGCGAACGCUGUAUUCUUCAACUCCCUUCCAAACAAGAACUUUCAUUGAAGCAAGAGUGCAUGGCAACUGUUGGACAUUUAUCUAAUGAGGAUCACAAUACCAAACAUAUUGGCAGCCCCAACCGUUUGAGGUGGCUAGGGUUCCGACCUCGUUCUGGUCUGUGGCAUCGGAAGGAUGGAAGGCAUGGAAGAAAAAUACGUCCUCUACCUCCUAUCAAAGUGUUAGAUAGUAGGAAAUCUGACAAGGUUAUAGAGUUACCUCUAACAAUUAAAACUUUUUUCUGAAGUGUUUCCCCAAUUCAAAAGUAUGACGCUUUAGUCAAUACACCAUAGGUAAUUUCACAAAAUAA
Messenger RNA from Daphnia pulex (common water flea), 1145 nucleotides. RefSeq names its product 39S ribosomal protein L2, mitochondrial-like. The record is from RefSeq and is a predicted model, not a curated record. The transcript has 5 exons. Lineage: Eukaryota; Metazoa; Arthropoda; Branchiopoda; Diplostraca; Daphniidae. Gene Ontology annotation, molecular function: structural constituent of ribosome; RNA binding. The coding region runs from base 133 to 1080 and encodes 315 amino acids. Gene Ontology annotation, biological process: cytoplasmic translation. Gene Ontology annotation, cellular component: ribosome.